GAGGUGAUGGCCGCAGCCGCCGCAUCGAGCCAUCGAACCGACCAUCCAUCGACCCAUCCGUCAGAUCCAUCCAAGCCGAGGUUCUUUGGGCGGCCCAUCCUCCACUGCCACCUCCCGUGCGCGUUCCUCUCCAAGGCCAUCACGGCCGGCCUCAUCCACACCCACCAAGUCCUCGCCUUCACCGACGCAGCCAACCUAUCGGCAGCAAGUAAGAGAGAGAAAUGAAUGGACAGAGCGGACAGACGCCUGGAUGGAUCUACUGUCCCUCUGUCCAGAGAAGAGUACCCUUGGGAGCCUUGAGGUGGCCACGGCCAUCUGGCGCGAGGCUGACCGGUGGCGGAAGAUCCUUGAUCGCAUCGCUGACGGGCAGGGUGCCGGCCAUCCCUCCCUCACACCCAACCCAUUCCAGCCACCGCCGCCCGCCGGCAUCAGUAUCGGCAACGGCCUGUCGGCGUGUGCAGUGAUGCCUGGCAAGACGGCCCUGGCGCUGCUGGACGAGGGGCGGGACAAGACACCCAUACUCACAUUCGUCCAGAAACUCGAUGACCUGCUCGGUGGAUGGGGUGGGGAUGGGCGGCCAGACGAUGUGUGUGUGUGUGUGUCUGUGGUGGUCGCUCGGAUGUGUGUGUGUGUGUGUGUGGUUGACAUCUGUGUGUGUAGGUGGUGGUGUGUGUCUUGGCGAGGGCCUUCUCGAGAUAGUGGGCUGCCCUGGGACGGGCAAGACGCAAAUCGGGUGAGUGAAUGCAAUGCAGUCACAGCAAGUCAGUUAGUUGGCAGAUCAGCAGCAGAGCAUUUGUGUGUCUGUACGAUCUGUCUGUGUGUGGUGUGGCAUAUGUGUGUGUGUGUGUCAGGAUGCAGCUGUGUACCAACGUGCAGAUCCCCGUGGCCUUCGGGGGGCUGGGCAAACAAGCCGUGUACAUCGGUCCGUCAGCUGAUACGCCGCACACUCUUUUGAUGCUGCCGUCGGGGUGUGUGUGUGUGUGUGCAGACACAGAGGGUUCGUUCAUGGUGGAGCGCUUCUCGCAGAUGGGCCGGGCACUGCUCGACCACCUCAACAUACUCGCAAGUCGGCCACCAAGACAUACACACACACACGGCAGACACGCCCUUUGUGUCUGGCAAUCCAUUCCUGCCCUCCUGCAGCGCAUCAGCCGCAGUCGGCCUCCCAUCGGCAGAGAUCGCUCAAUGCCCUCGAUGACGUGUCGCUCAGAUCACUCAUGGACGGUUAGUCACUUGUAAUUACACUACACAGAGAGAGAGAGAGAGGUAAACCCCAUGUCAGUGGGUGCGUGUUGUGGUGUGGUGUGUUACCCACCUAUCUGUCUGGUUGUGUCAUGUAUUGUAUUGUAUGUGUGUCAGGAGUGUAUUUGAUGCGUGUGUUUGACAGCCUGGAGCUGCAGGCCGCCGUGCAGCAGCUCGGACACUUCCUCACACAACACCCAAAGGUGCGUCCCGUAACCCUCUCCAUCCGCCCCUCCCAUCGAUCCUGUUGGGAAAGAGGCGGUCGGUGGUCCGCUUGCCUGUGCGUGUCUGUGUGUGUGUGUGUGUGUGUGUGUGUAUGUGGUUAGGUGGGUUUGAUAGUCAUCGACUCGAUUAGCUUCCCUUUCCGACAUAGCUACACAGGUUGGCUUGGGGGGUGGGGCUUAAAGGGGCCCCCGCAGGCAGGCAGGCAGGCAGACAUACAGUACAAACACACAUUUGAUUUCUCUCUGUGCUGUGCUGUGUGUGUAUGUGCUGCGCUGCAGCCAACAUGGCGGAGCGUUCCAUGACGUUGCGUCAGAUGGCCACUCAGCUCGAGACAUGCGCCAAGAAACACGACCUCGCCGUCAGUCAGACACACCCAACAACACACACAGAUCGCCUCAAUCCAUCCAUCCAUGUGUGUGUAUCUCGAUGGUCCCUCCCUCCUCCCCUGCAGGUAGUUGUGAUGAAUCAGGUGACGACCAAGCUAUCGCAGGAGGGCAACGCUCGACUCGUACCCGCACUCGGUAUCUAGACACAUCGAGUCGACCUGCCUCUCCUCUGUGUAUGAUAUGAUGUGUGUAUGUGUCUGUGCAGGCGACACAUGGUCCCACAUCCCCACACAGCGCCUCUUCCUCGACUGGUGGGUGAGAGCUGAUCCAUGACACCACACCACAUCAUACCAUACCCAGCACGUGUAUACACCUAACAUUCCUGCAUGUAUGCCAUGCCUUUGUUGUGUAGGGAGCGGCGUUCUGCCCGCGGGCAGCUGAUGGAGGGCGGCCCCGAGCUGCUGUCGGCGCCCUCGCCCAACGCCACGCUCGAGGACGUGCCGCGGGUGGCCAAGCUACUCAAAUCCAACAAACGCAGAACCGGCAGAGCGCUGUUUCGGGUGGGUGUGGACACAGACUCUCUCUCCAGUCCAUCCAUUCAUGUGUCGGCGUACGAGUGUGAUUUGAUGUGGUGCAGAUAUGCAAUGAUGGUGUCCGCGAUUUGCCCCUUGCCGAGGACACCCAGAUGGAGGAUGACACACAAGGGGGGGCCCGGGGGAGCAGGGGGGCGCUGCCGCAGCAGUCCUUCGUGUCAGAAUCCCUCGACCAGAUGCCACGGCCAUUCCAGAACUGACGCUUUUGUGUACCUAUCUGCCCUGUGUGGGGUUCGGAACACUUGCCCGGUGUGUGU
Vitrella brassicaformis is the source of this 2643-nucleotide messenger RNA. NCBI's taxonomy places the organism in Eukaryota, Vitrellaceae. The record is from the annotation of a GenBank genome assembly.